Vollenhovia emeryi is the source of this 1705-nucleotide messenger RNA. RefSeq lists its product as uncharacterized. Bases 91 to 1584 code for a protein of 497 amino acids. Lineage: Eukaryota; Metazoa; Arthropoda; Insecta; Hymenoptera; Formicidae. The record is from RefSeq and is a predicted model, not a curated record. The transcript has a single exon.
GCAAAACUGGUGCUCCUUCCCAAAGAGGGGAAAGCGGCCGACAGCCCUUCGAGCUACCGGCCCAUAUGCCUCCUGGACGAGGCGGGAAAAAUGUUCGAGAGGAUCAUCACCACCCGCCUCGUCCGGAGCAUCGAGGGGCCAAAUGGCGGCGGCCUGAGCGACCGUCAGUAUGGCUUCAGAGAGGGACGAUCGACGGUGGACGCGAUCAAGAGAGUAAGGUUCCUCUCUGAAUCCAUGGUGGAGGAGGGGAGGGUGGUAUUGGCGAUAUCUCUGGACAUCGCUAAUGCCUUUAACUCCCUCCCCCACAAUGAAACAAGGAGGGCUCUCGCAGAGCUGGAAAUCCCCUGUUACCUGCAAAGGAUAAUAGGGGAUUACUUAAGCGGGAGGGAGAUUGUCUGUAGCGACAGAGACGAGGGAAGAGGCGGUGGAAUGCCGACUGCGGCGUCCCACAGGGAUCGGUACUUGGGCCGAUCCUGUGGGACGUCGCAUAUGACAAAGUCCUUAGGACUGCCCUCCCCACUGGCUGCACAACUAUAUGCUACGCUGACGACACGUUGCUGCUGGCCAAUGGGGAGGAAUGGGAGCAAGCGGUGGAAACCGCGAACAUCGCCAUCGCCUGCGCAGUGCGCACUGGGCCUUCGCGUGUCGGCGGGGAAGACGGAGGCAAUCUUCCUCCAUAACGGCACGCGGGGGCCACCGCCGGCGGUGGCGAUCAAAGUGGAGGACGUCCGCGUCCAGGUGGGGGCCAGUCUCAAGUACCUUGGCCUCCACCGCGACGGCACCUGGAGGUUUGAGGAGCACCUCCAUAGGCUGACACCCAGGUUGGACGGUGCAGCGAACGCGCUAUCGCGACUUAUGCCCAACCUGGGUGGCCCGCGUGGGAGGGCACGAAGGCUCUAUGCCAACGUGAUAAACUCCAUCGCGAUGUACGGUGCCCCUAUCUGGUCGGCCGCCCUUGCUAGAAAUAGGAAGGCCAUAGCGGUGCUGAACAAGACUCAGCGCCGCAUGGCUAUAAGGGCGGUCAGGGGGUACCGGACAAUCUCCCACGCGGCGGCCACGUUGUUGGCCGGGAUGCCCCCCAUCCAGCUACUCGCGAAAGCGCGUGCGAGCGUCUACGAGCGAGUCGUAAGACUAAAAGAUGGGGGGGGGGUCCCGGUGACUGCGAGGGUGAGGAGGCUCCUCGCCCUCCAGCUUAGGGGAAAGGUGAGGGAGGAUUGGCGAAAGUGGCUCGAAGAGCCCAAUCGAGCGGGCCGACGCACGGUCCAAGCAAUCCUCCCUCACCUAGACGGCUGGAUCGACCGGCCGUGGGCGCGGGCGUCCUACAGGACGACGCAGGUACUCACCGGGCACGGUUGCUUCGGUGAGUACCUGCAGAGGAUCAGGAGGGAUCCAACCCCGCAGUGCCAGCACUGCAGCGAGGAGAGGGACUCGGCGCAACACACGCUGGACAGUUGUCCAGCGUGGGCAGCAGAGCGCCGAGCCCUCACAGACGUGAUAGGGGGAGACCUCUCGCUCCGGGCUGUCAUCAAGGCAAUCAGCGGGAGGAGUCUUGGGAGGCGUUCUCCUCCUUCUGCGAACACGUAAUGUCGCAGAAGGAGGAGGCGGAGCGCGUAAGGAGAGGGGAGUGCGACCCCCCGCACGCGCAAUGCGGAGGAGAUGGAGGCCGGCGACCACGAGUUAUCCGUCGCAGGCAGCCGGCUCACCU